Molecule: messenger RNA, 4520 nt
Organism: Scatophagus argus
Lineage: Eukaryota; Metazoa; Chordata; Actinopteri; Scatophagidae
Gene: cdon
Product: cell adhesion associated, oncogene regulated
Exons: 19
Coding region: 660-4028 (1122 amino acids)
Biological process (GO): axon guidance; cell-cell adhesion; nervous system development
Cellular component (GO): axon; plasma membrane
Molecular function (GO): protein binding
Source: RefSeq, a predicted model, not a curated record
AUAUUAUGUGUGUAUCCGUGAACGAACCGUCCACAUUACGGAUCAUGUACACACGUGUACAUCAUAUUACGACUCAAAGUGACUACUUUUACAGGCAGCGUUACAUUUGCUCCACGACGUCAGGUUUGUCUCGCCGCAGUGACCGCACUGAGUUUAGUCCCGUAGAAAACGAGAUUUGUGUCUGAAUUGUGCAGGCCUACAAUAGUUUAGACUUUGUUGACUUCGGGCUACAUCUUUCUUAGACAGAAAAAGCAAAUCCUCCUACAGGACUGUGCGGCAUCUGGGGCGUAAAACCACGCUUUGGAUCUGGUGCCCAGGAGCUUGCAGAUCAGCGCGGUUAUCCAGCAGUUCAUCUGCUAUCUUUACGCAUUCUGACACAGCUCAGCUCCGUUGUCUUUGAUGUGAAUUAAACACAAGAAAAGGCCUAAAUUUUUGUUUGGCAAACAGGCUGUGGAAUGCAGCGACGCUUCACUUCUCAUCCCCGUUGAAACAAGCGGCCUGCGUGCUGCAUUUGUGCUCUGAGAGACGGCAGAUGCGUCCCCGCGCUGACACGUCGGUGUCACAGUCAGAAAGAGUCCUAAUGGACCACUGGGUUGGCUAAACGGAAGAGAGUCGCGUGCGCCGGGCAACACGGCUGCUGCCAGGGGUCAAAGGGCACCAUGGACAGUGGCCUGAGGGUCCUCCUGUCCACUGUGCUGUGUCUCAGCCAGUCCCUGCUCAUCAGCUGCUCAUCUCAGUACCCGUCUUUCCGCUCUGAGCCUGCCUCCCUGCUUCAGAGUCGGGGCUCAGUCGCUCGUCUGCGCUGCUCAGUAAGCCCUCCUUCCGCUGUGGUUUCCUGGCGCUUCAGAGGCCUUCCCCUUGACCUGAACGCGCUGCCUGAUGUGGAGCUCAAGGGCGACUCCCUCACCAUCUCCUCCCUCCAUAACGGCCAUGUUGGCGUCUACCAGUGUGUGGCGCGUUUAGCCCACGGGCCGGCCGUCGCCAGCCGCCACGCGCGUGUGGCCGUAGCAGAAAUAUCAGAGUAUGAAGAAGGCAGACGGCGGUCGUUAUCGGCGCAGGAAGGCAGCACUGUCCUUAUAGAGUGUCCUCUGCCGCACAGCGUCCCUCCAGCCCUCCCUAGACUAAGAGUACGAGGGGGCUGGAUCGAAGUGUCAACAGAUGAUUAUUUAGUUCUUCCAUCUGGAAACCUGCAGAUUGUCUCCGUUUCAGCCCAGCACCAGGGCAUGUACAAGUGUGGUGCUUUCAACCCUGUUACCAGGGAAACCGUGAUGCAGCCUCAUGGUACUAAGCUGUCAGUGAAACACUCAGACUCCUCCCCACCUGUGCGGAUGGUUUACCCCACCACCCCAACGACUGUUGCAGUGCAGCAGUCGCAGCCGCUGGUGUUGGAGUGUGCUGUGUCUGGUAGUCCUGCACCAACAGCCAAAUGGCUAAAGAACGGUAAGGAGGUCAAACUGGGGCCUUCUCACCGGCGACAGCACAACAACCUGGCCUUUGCCGCGGUGACGAGGAGUGACGAAGGGAGUUACGCCUGUGCUGCUGAGACCGAGCAGGGCACUGUGGUCAGCGCUGACUAUACUGUGAAUGUUCUGGAGCCUGCGUCUAUCACGGAGGGCCUGAGCGAUCAGCUCAUCUCUCCGGGUUCCUCCACUCGUUUUACCUGCGUAGCAAAAGGAAACCCUUCCCCAAACGUCACCUGGCUGUUCAACGCCGAACCCAUCACCCCAUCGGAUCGAUUUCAGAUCUCUGGAUCCUCGCUUGUUAUUAGAGACGUGACGCCGCAGGAUGAGGGCAUGUUUCAAUGUCUGCUGGACAAUGAGAUCGGCUCAGCACAGUCGCACGGGAUGCUCACGGUGGGAUCAGAUCCUCUGGGCUCCACUGCUGGUGUGCUGCUGGACGCUUCACCGUCGCUCCACCCCAUGCAGAGCGACGAGGGCCACGAGCGCUUCCUGACCGAAGACGACGGCGACGCCAUAAACAUGCCGGCUGACAGAGACAGCGACCGUCCUACUCCCGAGGCGCCGAUCAUCAUCAGCCCGCCUCAGACCCACAAGCCCGAUGUGUACGACCUGGAGUGGAGGGCGGGGCGCGAUGGAGGGAGUCCAAUCAUCGCCUAUUUUGUCAAGUACCGUAAGGUCGAUGAAAUGGGAACAGUGGUGGGGAACUGGCAUACGGUUCGUGUCCCCGGCAGCGAGAAGAGCCUGCGUCUGUCCGAGCUGGAGUCCUCCAGUCUCUAUGAGGUGCUGAUGGUGGCUCGGAGUUCAGCAGGCGAGGGCCAGCCAGCCAUGCUCACCUUCCGCACCGGCAAGGAGAAGAGCACCACCUCCAACAAGAACCCAUCGAAGCCUCCCGUCAUCUUUGCUUCCCCGAAAGCUCCAGAGGACAAAACGCCCAACACGCACUUUGGUGUCGUCAUACACGACCGAGUGCCCGAAGCCCCCGAUCGUCCCACCAUCUCCAUGGCGACUGAAAGCUCCGUGUAUGUCACCUGGAUCCCGAGGGCCAAUGGCGGCUCACCGAUCACGGCUUUCCGUGUUGAGUACAGACGCGGCCGCAGCGCAGAGUGGGUUGUUGCUGCGGAUAAUAUCUCCCCUCUCAAGCUGUCGGUGGAAGUUCGAAACCUGGAGCCUGGCUCCACCUACAGGUUUCGCGUCGUAGCCAUGAACAUGUACGGCGAGAGUCCUCACAGCAUUUCCUCGAAGCCGUACCAGGUGCCACAAGCCAGCUCUCGUAUCGCAGACCGCCCUGUGGUCGGGCCUCACAUCUCAUCCACGGACGCCAUCAGUGACACACAGAUCAUGCUGCGCUGGACUUAUAGCCCCUCGAGCAACAACAACACUCCAAUUCAAGGCUUCUACAUUUACUACCGGCCCACUGACAGCGACAAUGACAGCGACUACAAAAGGGACGUGGUCGAAGUUGUAAAACACUGGCACAUGAUUGGACACCUCCAGCCCGAGACCUCCUAUGAUAUCAAGAUGCAGUGCUUUAAUGAAGGGGGAGAGAGCGAGUACAGUAACGUCAUGAUCUGCGAGACCCGAGCACGUCAGCCGCCGGGGUCGCCCAGCCAGCACCCCAUCACCCCACCUGGCCCCCACCCACAGGAGCCGCCCAGCCCACCUGGGGGACUGCUCUACCUGAUUGUGGGCUGUGUUUUGGGAGUGAUGGUGCUCAUCCUGUUGGCUUUUAUCGCCAUGUGCCUGUGGAGGAAUCGCCAGCAGAACAACAUGCACAAGUUUGACCCUCCUGGCUACCUGUACCAGCCAACAGAGAUGAACGGCCACGUUCUCGAGUACACCACGCUGCCUGGCUCCAGCCGCAUCAAUGGCAGCGUCCAUGGGGGCUACGGGCACAGUGGCCCCAUCUUACCCCAAGGGUGCCAUCACCUCCAUCACAAACUCCCCAAUGGUUUGGCGCUGCUGAACGGCACCGGCAGCCUGUUCUCGCCCGGCCACCCACACGGCCACGAUGGCACCCUGCCCCACAGCACCCGCGACUGCGAGCACUCGCACCCUCACCACCACCAUAACGGUGGAGGCAUGUACACAGCACUUCCCCAAACUGAGUCAUCUGACUGUAUGAGCUGUCAGAACCUCUGCAACAAUAACAGAUGUUACAACAAGACCAAUGGCACUUUCCCCAGCGGCACUCUGCCUCUAAUGCAUCGCGUGGCGCCGUGCCAGCAGGACGGGCUGGAGAUGGUGCCUCUGGGCCAGGUUCCGUCGCAGUGCCACGGCCCCGACAGCCAGAUGCACUCUGGUGACCAGGGGGCCGACGCGGGGAACCAGCCAGACGAGCACAAGGACUCCUCGCCCUCACAGCAUUCCUGCUGUCUGGUCGGGAACAAUGAAAACUGUCCAGCAGACAACACUGCUGAGGAGGAGCUGGAGUGCGUGGACACGGAGGGGCUUGUGGUGUGCUGGGAGAGUCUUGGCCUGCCAGACUUGGACUGUGACGAAAAGCCUGGGUGGAUCUCCAGCAGCAACCUGGCAGGAGAGCUGAUCCAGCCCAGCCCGCAGGAGGUCUGAACGCAGCCCACACGCAAAACAGACUGUUCUGCAAUGUGGAGAGUUCAGAGAAACCAGACAGAGACUGGAUGAGAGACAGUGGUGGAAAUAUCACAGAGGAAGGACGAGGACCAGUCAGAGACACUGCGUGUUACGGUGACGAGGACACGAGACCUUCAGUGGACCGAGUUGAGAUGAGGAGAAACGGAAAGAGCAAAGAACACGUUGCUCAAAGGCAAACUGUGUCCCAUUGGUGGGAAGACUCUUACAAAAGAUCAGAAACUCUUUAGAUGACUUAUUUAUUUUUUGUAGUAGUAAAAUAUUAUUUCAUAUGAAUGUAUCUGUUUUAAAGGAAAAAAAAGUUUGUCUUUUAUAUUAUUUAUGCCUUUUUGGAUGGUAAAUACUUUUUAUUUUUUGUUGUUUUGUUCCGCUGUGUUCCACUCAAGUGUGGAGAUUAGCAAUUGUCCGUGUAAAGUUUUGUAUUAAUAUAAAGAGAAGAUAUGGAAGAGUAAA